AUGUCAACGGCGCCGUGGUCAGAGCUCCCCUACGACCUCCUCGGCAUGCUCCGCCUCAGGAUCGCCUCCCCUCGUGACCGUGUGCGCUUCGCAGCCGUCUGCAAGCCGUGGCGUGCCGCCGCGCUGCUGCUCCCGGCGCCGCCUGCCGCCCCACUGCUGCUCCUCUCGCCGCGCGGCCGCAGCGGGAUGAAGCACUUGUGCGGCCCCAACGACAGCUGGGUCUUGCGCGUCCCGAAGAAGGCUCUCUACAAGCAGUUCCUCGGCUCCCACGACGGCGGAUGGGUAGCUGCGGUGAAUUACGACGGGCUAAUGAUCGUCAACCUCUUCUCCGGCGCCGAGGUUGUGCUCUCCGCAGACCAAACCACCAAGCUCGCCUCGAUCUGCUCUCCCAAGCCGUUGCCGUUCCACUGCGUGGGACACAGCAUCUGGAAGAUUGUCUUCUCCGGAGACCCCGCCUCCUCGGACGGCUGCACCCUCGCCGUCCUCAUGGGCGACCAGGCCCACGUCGCGGUGUGCAGAGUCGGCUGCCCGAACGGCGAAUGGGCCGUGCAGGCUUGGCACGGGGAGUCUAUCCAGGACAUCGCCUUCUGCAACGGCGAUCUCUACGGCCUCACGCUUGGCAGCGAGUCACUGAUCAAGUUUGAGAUCAGCAUGAAGCUGCAGGAACAAGAAGACGGCGGCAUGGCGCCGGUGCUCACGACCAUGGCUCACAAGCUGGCCAUCCAAAGGCGUGACGUUCCCACCUGGGAGCACGAUUUCAGGGCCUACUUCGCCUACAUUUUCGAGCUGCACGGCGAGCCGGCGAUGGCGGUGCGGACCCGGUGGCCGGCCAACCGUGAGCCUAUCUUCAGGGUGUUUAAGCUCUCCGCUGCUGCCGACGGCGUGUCUGAGCACAGGUGGGCAGAGGUGACGAGCUUGGGCGACUAUGCCUUGUUCUUGGGGGUGGCAUGGUCCAAGGCAGUGCAUCUGCCGAUGGAUGCCGGCCGGUGCGUUGCUCGUGAAGGCCUGGAGAGAAACCACAUCUACUACUCCACGCCUACCCGCUCCGAGGAAGACAAGUUGCCCGGCGACCAAGUGUACUCUGUGACAUCAGAAGACGGGCACCGUAUGUAUUGCAGGAAAGACCAGAGCGUGGGCGAUAGCGUUGGGAGAACAGGAUACCACAUGAUGGGUUGGCAUUAUUCUGCCAUGUGGCUACUCCCUCCAGACUUCUAG
Brachypodium distachyon (stiff brome) is the source of this 1215-nucleotide messenger RNA. RefSeq lists its product as uncharacterized. Gene Ontology annotation, molecular function: protein binding. The coding region runs from base 1 to 1215 and encodes 404 amino acids. NCBI's taxonomy places the organism in Eukaryota, Viridiplantae, Streptophyta, Magnoliopsida, Poales, Poaceae. The transcript has a single exon. The record is from RefSeq and is a predicted model, not a curated record.